UGGACCGGAAAGAGAGUUUGAAGGGAAGGAUUUGUAAAACGGGCAUGAGUGUUUCUCUGUUGUGAUGGCGGGUCUUGGUGUGCGAGAUCCGGCGGUGGAUAGAUCCCUGCGAUCUGUAUUCGUGGGAAACAUACCAUAUGAAGCCACAGAGGAACAGCUAAAGGAUAUCUUCUCUGAAGUGGGGCCUGUUGUCAGUUUUAGGCUUGUGUAUGAUAGAGAGACUGGGAAACCUAAGGGCUAUGGCUUCUGUGAGUACCAGGACCAGGAAACUGCGCUGAGUGCCAUGCGCAACCUAAAUGGCCGGGAAUUUAGUGGAAGAGCUCUAAGGGUGGACAAUGCAGCAAGCGAGAAAAACAAGGAAGAACUAAAAAGUCUGGGAACAGGUGCCCCAAUUAUAGAGUCCCCAUAUGGUGAUCCAGUGUCCCCUGAGGAUGCACCAGAAUCUAUCAGCAGAGCUGUGGCCAGUCUACCUCCAGAACAGAUGUUUGAGCUUAUGAAACAGAUGAAGCUGUGUGUGCAGAACAGUCCUCAGGAGGCUCGAAAUAUGUUAUUGCAGAAUCCUCAGUUAGCCUAUGCCCUGCUACAGGCUCAAGUAGUUAUGAGGAUUGUAGAUCCAGAAAUUGCUGUGAAAAUAUUGCACCGUCCCACAAUUGUCCCCCCUUUGGUGCCUGGUAGUCAACAAGUUCAAGGACCUAAUGUACCCCAUAAUCCACAGAAUGUCCCCGGUGGCCCACCGCAACCAGUGGGUGCAAUGCACGUGAAUGGAGCUCCCCCUAUGAUGCAGUCAAUGCCUAUGCAGGGUGGUGUUCCUACACCCAUGGGGAAUCCCGGACAAGGAUCUGUCCUACAAGGAGUUUUACAGCCACAGGUUGGAAUGCCACCAGGAGGAGCCAUGCCUUUGGAGAGAUCUCAAGGGAGCCUACAACACUCUCCUGUGCCCACUCCAGUGCCUGCUCCAAUAGAGCGAGUACCAGUUCCAAUUUCUGACCCCCGAGGCCCGGUUCAACGAGGCCCUCCAGCACCCAAUGUCCCACCACGUGGGCUUCUUGGAGAUGGCCCCAAUGACCCACGUGGAGGAACUCUUCUCACAGUAACAAGUGAUGAACAGCCUCCAAGUCGUGGAUACAUGGUACCCCCUAUUCAGAGUGGUCCUCAUCUACACCAUGAGCGAGGCCCGCCACCCCAUGAUAUUAGAGGACCAAUGGGAGAACCACCACGGUCCAUGAUUGGAGAUGCCAGAGUUGGACCUAUAAUAGAUCCCAGAGGGCCCCCCAUGGAUGCACGAGGUGGUAGAGAUCCCAGAGGAAUGGAGCCUCGACCGAUGGAAGCCAGAGGGCCUGUUCCUGGCCCAGCUCCCAGAGGUCCUAUGCCUGGGAUGCAAGGCCCAGGAUCUGUAGGACCUCAGCCACCAAGACAGGUUCCUGGUAUUCAAGCACCAACCCAAGGGGGAUUCAGCCCUGGACAGAACCAAGUCACACCCCAGGACCAUGAGAAGGCUGCACUUAUAAUGCAGGUUCUGCAACUAACUCCAGAUCAAAUUGCAAUGCUACCACCAGAGCAAAGACAGAGCAUUCUUAUUUUAAAAGAACAGAUCCAGAAGUCUACUGGUGCUCCGUAAUGGUCAGUGCCACGCAGGAGCCAUUCCUCCAGUUUCCCCUGAUUUGCAAAUUGAUAUCAAACAAGAAAAAUCCUACUGUUAUGUGUUGUAUUUGGCAAAGUUCAAUGUUCUAAAUAAACUUCAUGAUUU
Messenger RNA from Spea bombifrons (plains spadefoot toad), 1747 nucleotides. It is a transcript of the gene CSTF2, whose product is annotated as cleavage stimulation factor subunit 2. Gene Ontology annotation, biological process: mRNA 3'-end processing. Lineage: Eukaryota; Metazoa; Chordata; Amphibia; Anura; Pelobatidae. The record is from RefSeq and is a predicted model, not a curated record. Bases 65 to 1618 code for a protein of 517 amino acids. Gene Ontology annotation, cellular component: mRNA cleavage and polyadenylation specificity factor complex. The transcript is spliced from 15 exons. Gene Ontology annotation, molecular function: mRNA binding.